Molecule: messenger RNA, 17431 nt
Organism: Xyrichtys novacula (pearly razorfish)
Lineage: Eukaryota; Metazoa; Chordata; Actinopteri; Labriformes; Labridae
Source: the annotation of a GenBank genome assembly
UGUGUAUUGCUAUCCUGCGGUCGUUACUUAAGUUGGUAUGACUAAAGAAGCAAGCAGUCGGCAACAUUCAUCUCUCGAGGGGGUGUCUAACUCGGUGUUAUGGUGUGUUUGACCCUAAAUUAAAUUUACGCUGGAAUGUCCCUUUAAGUUCUAAUUCUAAUUUCACAUUUUUAAAGACACGAUUAGUUUUUUUUCUUCAUCUUUCACUGAUGUAGCUAUUGUACCACCUGGAUCUUUUUCAGUGUUAAGGGUGGAGUAAAGGGGCAGAGCACACUGGGAGCUGAUGGACUGUAACAACCUGGAUCACUGACUGAAAGUACAAGAGGAGCCACUUCUAUGGUUGAUUACAUUUAUUUUUGAAGUGCCUUGCAUCACUUUGACACCAGCAUGAAAAACCUCAGUGACAUCUCUGGACAUUUGAUCAUUUCUGACAUUUUAAUAUGAUAGUAAAGCUGUGGCUAAAGGAAUCGUGUCAGCUGUUUUUUAUAGCUCUCAGCUGAGACUCCUGUAGUGAGUCAUUGCCAAUAUUUCCACCAAAGCAUUUUUCUUCUAUUUUUUUUGUUCAAGGUCAUCGGGUUGAGAUGAGACGUCAUGAUGACGCUACCCCCAUCCCCCUUCUCCCAUCUCUACACCUCUACUGCAAAUAAAAAACACCAUGUCUGUACUUCUACUAUAUACCACUAGAGGACCCUUUAAAUCCCCCGUCUGUGUUUUCUUCCACUCCUCACUACUCCAUCGUUACCCCGGCUGCUCCCCCUCCCUCCCUGCCUCUCUGCCUGCCUGCCUGCCUGCUUCCACUCCCACCUCCUCUACCUACCUCCCUCUCUCCGCUGGAUUCUCAAUCGCUAGUAACACCGGUAGGUUAGCUACUGUCGCUCUGUCAGCCAAAGAUACACAGUGUGAAGGCUUUGAUUUUACACCACAAACCCCCACUGGGAGAGAUAACGGGAUCGGCUCUAUGUGGUACGUAGAUGACUGGAUGCAGUUACAGUCUUGGUAUGAAUCUAGCGGGUGUGUUAUUCCAGAAAUGCUUUUGUUACCGUUAUAAUCUUACCUGUGCGGACCGCGAAGAAGUAGGCGUCAUUUUAAUAUGAAUUGUCUAUUGGAAUUGUAAAAAUGGACCAUUUCACGAUAUGGAAAUGGGAGGUUUUAUGUCAGGUUUUGAACGUGUGUGACGGUUUACCUCUUCGUUGUGAGAGGAAUCAUUUUCCGUUAUGUGGCAUGUUAGCAUUUUUGACAUAUGGUGGGUUUUCAAUAUGUAACGAUAGUACAAGUUAAAAAUGACCGUUUCUAUCGGGGUGGACACGGACAUCCUAAACGGACAAUCAAUAAUGGUUACACUAGAUUGGUUAAAAUGCCGGUUAUUAAUACGCCUGCUCAUAUUUUAACCCCUUAAACAGACUGCACGUUAAACUCAAGUAAAAUGCUUCACCAGGAUGGUUGUUUAUCAAACGUGUUAGUAUCAUAGAGUUAAGUUUGUUGAGGACAUUGUGUUUCGGUUCUUUAUGUUGAUAGAACCGGUGUAGAUAACCGAAUUUCUUCCUGACCUGCAAAGGGGGGCACUGCGGCCGCCCUCUGCCGGCUUCUGCUCCACAGUGAAGGUGUAAUUAUUAUCAUGUGGGCUGCUGGUAGAGAGGAGGCUAAACCCACUUUAAAUAAACCCACCUCCCCUUUUCAUUGGUGGAGCAGAGCACUCACCUCUGACAGUCUGGCUAAUCAUUAACAUACUGUAACUUCUUAGUACAGAAUGAAAGGAAGUCAAGAAGAAGCCUUUAUAAUAGUAAUCCUCAUUAAUGCUGAGUUUUUUUCUACUCUACAUGACCGAAGGCUGGUCUCACUUGCUUUCUGUUCACCCUCUUACCUUUGGUGAGGCUUCAAAUUCCUCCCAAAAAGAAAACCCAUUUAUAAGGGAACUAUUUGCAACUGAGUGAAAUUUUGAGAGUCUUCAACUAGAGCUGGGCGAUAUGGGAAAAAGGUUAAUCAUGAUGUGUGUUUUUUUCAUAUCAGUCAAUAUCGAUGUAUAUCACGAUUAAAAAAAGAAAUUUAACAGUGCUUAUUGGUAGCAUGUCUUUUGCAAUACAAUAGGUCUUUGUGUCUCUUCGACGUUUUGUUGUAAGAUGUUGCGCUAGAAAAAAAUGGACUGAAUGGGCAGCUGUUUCGGCUGCACAGGUGGGGAAAAAGAUUUGAGGAUUCCCCGACUUUGCAAGAACAUGUACUCAACAUAAUUUGCAGUGCACAUUACUCUGUUUCAAAUCCAACCUAAAAAAACACAAUAUUUCCACACCACUGACGUUUUCAUGACAGUGUUGUCGAUGAUGUCGUCAUCUGUUGGGCCUUCCUCUGCAUAUCUGCCGGGGGUAGCACUCAUUUUCUUUUUUUCUCACUGACAGUGCUGUCGGCUUCACGUGUUAAAGUGCUGUGGUUGCAUGUAGCUGCAGCCUGAUACUACGGAGUUGUUUGCUACUUGGUUCUAAUUCAGCGCAUGAUUGGUUCAAAGCAGACCUGGAUAAACUCCCCUUUUUAUGAGCUAUUUGUAUAGUCUACCAAAACAUGGCAGAAUGCUGACUAUAGAAAAGCAUAUUGACCAUGUUUCAUAUUGAUAUUGAGGGAAAUUAAUUUUCGAUAUAUAUCGUUAUCGUUUUAUCACCCAGCCCUAUCUUAAACAGACCGUAAGGUAUAAAAGUUCCCAUCUUUUGGAGGUUAUGCAGAGGCCAAGCAGUGGCGUAAAGCUUUCCUGCAGCUUUGAAAUUAUUGAUGAGGCGAGCCAUUCUUGGGUGUAGGGUGACAUUGCAGACACUACUGAAAACAUUCCUGCUGUUUACCUUUAUCUAUUUAAAAAAGUGUUUAAACUGCAUUCAUACAGGAUUCUGAAAGUGUGCGUAAGUCCCAGAGGCAAAGCCUAUGAAAUGUCACGGGUACGUGUGCACUGAAUGGUAAUGAUGUACAGCCCUGCUGGUGGGAAGAUGAUGUGAUGCUAUGUGAAAUUUAAACUCCGUCUGGCCUUUCAUAGCUGUACUGUAAUCUGUAAACUGUAACCAGAUGCUUCAGUGCUGUAGUUGGCUUUUUUAUUCAAGGAAGGCCUACACACAGAGGUUUUAUUAUUUUCCUGUUAAGGAUGCAGGAAAGCUGAGAGGGAGGCAAAACAGGAGAUACACGCAGAAAAGCCCCCGGUGUCUUCAGAAUCUGGGGCAGCAUCGAUACCUGCGGUGUCAGAGGAGGGACUAAACACUUCACCACCUCUCUGCACUGAAGGGGCAUUUUGGCUGCCUGUAAGUUGAACUCAGCUUGUUAUUUCUGAUCUACAGCAGGUGAUUUUUACAACAAUGUGUUACUGUGCAGGCAUCAAUGGCUGUAAUGUGAACUCGGUGUGUUGGCCCUGUGGUGAGAACGCAUCACUGUGCCCUCAUCGUAGCUCUCAGCCGCUGGUUGUAAACGGAGACAGUGAGUGAGCUUUCAUAAGUAGGUAUUAGAUUUUUAAUCCCGAUGCUGUUGGGAAGAGGAAAUAGUAAUCAGAUUUAUCUGUGACACUACAAAAUUUCAUCACAUGUUUCCGCAGCGCUCUAGAUGUCCCAAAAUAGCACGCAUCUUAUAAACCAGUAUUUAGAGGGGAAAAAAGCACGUAAACUCCACCAGAGAGGCUGUCAGUACAGAGAGCUAUUUAAAACCCAAUCUUUUCAGAAGAUUGAUUCAGAAACAUACUAAUGGAUGUUAUCAAACUGGAACACAGUCCUUUAUACAAGCUAGUACUAACUGUAUAUUACACAGAGGAGUGGAACAGCAGGCAGAUUGGGUGUACUUUCGAUUCUUGCAUCUGAUAGAAGAACUGAACAUGAGAUGGAGGACUGCAUCAACACAUCUUGUGUCUGAUACCGUCCUUAGUGCAGAUCCUCACUGGAUGGCUUUCGAGCUUAUAUUGACACCAACCAGUUCAUGUGAGACAGAUGGACUGGUAAUCAUAGCCUGCUCCAUGCUGAUGAGAAAGAGCCCGUGUGAUUUCUUCCCUUGCUGCCUUCCUUUCUACUCGCCACAGUCACAUGAGCAGAGUGCUGACUACCGUGGAGCUCUGUCACUACUGUAGCUGCCCACUUCCUCCUGUCAGUCACCAAACUGUCUGUCAGUUAGUGAGCAAGACCUUUACCCUGUUUGGCAUGAGAGGACAGAGAGGUAGACGAGUAAGAGAUGGGAUAGAAGAGUUUUUUUUUUGCUCUUGUUGAUUUGAAUGAGGGGAUAUCCUGCACUUUGCAUGGAGUUUUGCAUAGUAAAUCCACUGGUGUUUACUUGUUUGCAGAUUUCCAGUAUCUUGAGGGGUUUAUUUGUCUUUUUGUGAGCGUUUAACUUAUUAGUGAAUGGCUUGGGGUAGAUGAGUUGAAACAACUAGCCACAGAUUUGCUGCACAGUUACAUAAUUUCAGAUUGAAGCUGGCGUCCAUACAAUACUGUGAGUUCUUAGUGCAUCCAUCUGUUUUCUUGGACUAAAAAAUGUCAAAAACACUCAAAAAUGUUUCAGAAUAAGAGGAAACAUUAAUAUGAGAUACCUCUAUACAAACCCACUCGUAUUUAGCCAUCAGCCCAAUUCAAGUCUUCAAUUUAAACUUUCUAAAAUUGCACAUAAAGUGAUUUAUUAAGAUCUAAGACCACGUGUCACAAUUCUUUUGUACUUAUUCCACGCAAAAGCUGCCUUAGGUAAGUCAAGUACUAUCUGUCACCUCUUGGAAAAUCUUUUUUUUUUUUUUACCAUAAUGCCUUCCUUGUUGUAUUUUGUGUCAUUCAUAAUUGUUAUGGGGGUGUCUACUCUGCAAAAAUCUAUGUAUCAAUCUAAUUUCUGGUCAGAUUAUCACAAUACACUUAAAAUAAACCACAGUGACCAGACAAGUCCAGAUGUGAAUCUUUUUCAGGAUAUUAAAAGCUAAAAGAAGGAUGAUUUAAUGAUUGUGCUGAACAGAUUAGUUUUUUUUAAUGAAAUACUUCGGUAUAACAACUUCUUUCAAGAAACUUCUGAAGAAAACUUUUCUGCAUUUGCAGCCAUUUUUACCCAUCUUUGUCAAAGUUCCUGUCAUGGGUUUUGAACUGGUUGUGAAACAGACUAAAACUAUCAGUGAUUCCCCUUUAUGGCCUAAAAAAGCUAUCAAGGCUGUCAGCAAGAACAGUGACUAAGUAUUAUGUAUUUUUCACUUCCUCUAAACUGCUGCAAAGAUAUCAAACAAUAAAGAUGAACCCUUUUGAAACUUUCCUCACCUAGUUUUCCUGAUAAAUAAAAUUUUAAUGUUAAAUGAAAGCAGGAUGAGAUUUUUGUCAGUUUAGCCAAGAGAAAAGAAGUAUCACUAUUGUUCACAGGGAGUGCAAAAAUGGACAGAAACAGAAAGUUUUUCUCAGGGGCAUUAGGUAUAAUGACUUUUGGUCUGUAUUAUUAUUAUUAUUAUUAUUAUUAUUAUUAUUAUUAUUAUUAUAUUUUAAAUUAUUAUUAUUAUUGUUGUUGUUGUUUUUGUUAUUAUUAUUAUUAUUAUUAUUUAUUUAUUUAUUUAAUUAUUAUCAUUGUUGUUGUUUUUGUUGUUAUUAUUAUUAUUUUUUAAAUUUUUUGAAUUUUAAAAUGAGGUAUAUAAUCUGUAAUUAUAAAAAUAUUCUCUGAAAAUAUUGGGAAUUCUGCAGUGUAUGGUGGCUCAACUUUGCUGGACACACACACAACACUCUUAACAACUGAAAUGUGAAGCGUGUAACUCUUUACCUUAUUUUGACGCCCUAUGGCCUCUAGCAAAACAGAUUGCCUUCUGCUCUACUGACAAAGUUCAACAUUGCCUUUCAGAGUCCUCGUCAGUAAAGCAGCAUUUAUUGCCUCAUUGUUCAAGGCUGACUGAUGAUCAAGGGUCAGAAACAGAGCUGUUAUCUGUCGUCACGCUGGCUCUUUGGUCACCCUUUAAUCAGAAGUCACUUUAGGCAGAUUGGUUAAGUAGUUAAAAGCUUUACGCAGCAGCCAAGUUUCACAAUCACCCUGCGUUUUGUUUACUCAUCAGACCUUAUCUUCUUUAGAUGUACAAACUCAAAAUAUGACCUCUGUGAAUAUAUUCAGGAGGAAAAUAUUUCAUUUUUUUGUGUCACUUGAGCUCAUUUUUGUCUCUUUGUGUUCUUCACAUUCAAAGGAACUUUCCUUCAAACAGUGUGGUCAUUCUUACGUUGUUUCUGAUUACAAUAAAUGCUAAUUUCCCUUCGCUUCCCCCACAGUUUCUGUCCUGUUGUUAGAUUAAAUAGAAUCUCCAGGAAAUUUGUGUGAUGAGUGAUGCCACUGUGCUGAAGACACACUGAAGUCAGUUGUUUCCACACAGACUCCAAUUGUCCUGACAAGACAGCAGACAGCACGGCGGUGGCUGUAGGUCAAGUAAAUGUCCUGCUGCAGACACACUCAUGUGUUGGAGAUGAAGUGAAGUGGAUGACUAACGGUGCAAGCAACGAAGGGACAUGUCAGUUCUGGGGUAACCUUGUAGAAGACUGCAUUGCCCUUACUGCCCAUGCAUUUCCUCCUCAGACUGCAAAUAGUCUUUCAAAUCUUGCAUAUUUUUAGAGGAAGUGAGCUACAGGAAACAGGGGACAAAGGAAGCAUUCAGUACAGUGUGGAGGUGGGCUGUUUCUCACUGCUGCUGGGUGAGAAAAUGUUCAGGAUUCGUUGGAGGGAGAUAAGCGACAGAGAAGGGCUGUGAUGUCGGCUGUGUGAAGCUCCAGGGAGGAGAGAGGAGAACAAACUGAGCCAACAGAGACCAGAAAGGUCCUUUCCUCCCUCCUCCUUCCUCUCCUUCCUCCACCUCUGGAACAGUCAGCAGAGGCCUCAAGUCUCCAUCCAAGCCAAACACGCCAAACCACAGCUGCAUUCAUAAGAAAACUAAACAUCCACCAGAGUCCCACUGUGUGCUCUCUCUGAACCUGGGUGUGGGGUCUUUGGUUGUGUGACUUUUGUAGAUGCACUUCACAAAGAAAAACCUGCAAGUCAGCAAAGAUCUGAGACGCAAAAGCUGUGUUUUAAGAGUCGUGACUCGUGACUGAGGGAAAUGAUGAGGGGGAGGGCCAGUGAGGAGGAGAGAGGAGGAGGCGGGUUGUACUCGUGGACAGAGAUUAUGAUUGGUGGAUGGAGGGGGUGGAGAAAAUGAAAGGGGAAAUGGGAAGCAGCUCUUCUUACUGAGGGCAUUCAGGACCAAAAAGAAGGAGCAUCUUGGCUCUUUUUGACAUGUUUCAUCUGUUAACCAUAAAAUGACGGUAUAGCCUACAGAGGUUAGAUCUGCCCCUUGUACAAUGUGUUACACAAUAACGGAGCUCUCGCAUAAAACAUGAGUGCUCAAGGACACAUAUGACGCACAGAUGUGCUAGUGAUAGUGGAUUUGUUGUAACAGAGUAAUCUCUCUGCAGUGAUAGGCACAGCUCUGCUUAAAACAAAUGUUGCCCCACUGUUCUGAUUUAGGGCUUAUCAAGAUAAACAUUAAACAACCAGCUCUAUGCAUGAAAACCAGUUUAAUUAUUGUUACUUUCAGGAAGAAGAAACAGUCAAACAUGUCUCCUUUUCAGGGUUUCAGCUAUGAGAAUUUGCUGCUUUUCUUUUGUGUUAUCCUCAACUUCAAUUCAAGGUUUUGGUGUGCUUGUCAGGCCUUAUGCUUUUGACCUGCAAACCCACUUUUUUGUGUCUGCUUUGGUUCGUGAAACAGGAUUCUUAGGAUAAGAGUCCAUUUCUUCUCAGGACUCAUGGGCUUGAUGUGGAGCUGUUAUUUUUUUAAAGUAUCUUUUGAAUAGUUCUCUUCUUUUGUCUUGAUUUUUUGUGCAUUCAUCUGAAGUUAGUUGCCCUAGUUUCACUUUCCCAACACAAGUACACAAGUAUUUAUUUUGCUGACUUGCCACCUCACCUGCAACCGAGGCUUGUUCGGGUUAGAGUCGCCCUGCAGAGUACUCAAUCCUAAGGCUGCUCCUUGACAGUCCCAUUGCACAUCAUACUUACAUCGUGCACACAUUGCACUCUUUAGGAAAGCUGGUACAUUUUUCUUUAAGGUUUGCACUUCAAAUUUUAAAAAAUUCAGCUCUUAUAUCUUUGUACAGAAGUGUGUUCCUAGCACUGAAAGUGUACAUCAAGAAGUCAAGUGAAUAAACCAUCACACCAUCUUGAGACUUUUGUUGAUGUGGACAUAUAUAAGCAGUUGUGCACUAUUAUUAAGCUCUACCUGGUCCUCUUGUGUGUCUUUAUAGGUAUCCUCUAACUGGAACUAACAGCUACCACACAGAGAAGAGAGCAGACAAACCAUAACCAGGCUUUAGCAACCCCACUCUAGGAGCAACACACUCUAGUUACAAACAUCAAACGCCAAGGACGACCACAGAGUGACCAGCUUACAAACAUAUUGACUCAUUGACCAGCCAAGGCUUCACAUAAAUGGCUGACAAACAGAUCAGGUAAGGUUUAUCACAGCAGCCGGCAUUUCCUUCCCUUCAUCUGUUUCUUUCCCACAUGUCAUUUUUCUCUUUUUGUCCUUCCCACUUCCUGCAGUUUGCCUGCCAAGUUAAUCAAUGGGGGGAUCGCUGGCCUGAUUGGAGUGACCUGUGUGUUUCCCAUUGACCUGGCAAAGACCCGCUUGCAAAACCAGCAAAAUGGAUCUCGCCUAUACACCAGCAUGUAUGAAACAGCCAUCAUUUAUGACUAUCACAUUUUGAUAGAAUGUUUUCUGCUGCAGUCUAGAGGAAUCAGUAAAACGUUUAGUCCAACUGUUUCAUCAGGCCAACAAACCUGAACUGUUGUGUUUGUGUUUCAGGUCAGAUUGCCUUAUUAAGACCAUCCGAUCAGAGGGGUACUUCGGGAUGUACAGAGGUGAGUUGAAAUGCUUUUGCAGCCAACCUCAAACAGACACUGGAGGAACUGAAGGUGUUAGCACCCACAUAUUAGCUUCUCUUCUCAAGACUGAAUGUUGCUGCUAGUUUGGAGUACAGUAUCAAUCCUAAAAUCACUGUGUGGAAACAAUCUAAAGGUACAUUUUGUGGUUUAUUUCCUUUGGGGAGAUUGCAAAAAAAUAGUGCUACAAUGUUGGAUGAUCAGUUUUUGUGGGAUUACCAUUGCAACAAAAUGACCCUAACGUGACCCCAACAUGACCUCAUGAUACAUACAGUAUAAUAUCAGAUUCUUGCCACAGUAAACUGAAUACAGCCCAAAUACAGUCAUCCAACACUUUGAUCCCUCAGCCUCAUUGUCUCACCUCCUUCUCUGUUUCUUUUUCUUUUUUUCCCUCUGUCUGUCUUUCUUGCUCUUUCUCUCUUUUCAUCCAUUCAGGAGCAGCGGUAAACUUAACUCUAGUCACGCCUGAGAAAGCCAUCAAGUUGGCCGCCAACGACUUUUUCAGGCAUCACCUCUCCAAGGAUGGGUGAGGCAUGGCAACGUUGACAAGCCGCCCGACUCACGGGCAUGCACACACAUGCUCACAGAUGGACACACACGCACUCCUCUCAUUCACGCUGUGAUUAACUGGCAUGUUUACCAACAUGUAACCUGACACUUUAGCUGUCUGUGUUCUCACCAAUCCUCUUGGUAAUCCUCUACCGUUGUGUCGCGUCGCCCCCCUCCAGACACAGAGAGACUCACGGUGGUUUGUUCACUGUUUAAAAAUAAAGAAUCGCUCGGAUGUGUGUCGGCAGAAGCCAUGCCUGAAAUCACAUUAGCAGCUGCUGAAAUCCAUCACCCAUUAUUGUCCCCCCAUGAGCACUGCUUAAACAGAUAAAGCUGAAAGAUUCUGGGGCAUCUAUCUCCAUCUCUAUGGCGACUGACACGCAGGCUGAUGAAUGAUUGACUUGUCUUGCUCGACGGCUCACCUUGUGAAUUAUUAAUCUGCCCUUGUGUCUGACAUGUUGAUAUGGAAGACAGAGAUUAGCAUCACCAGCUCAGGUGGUGACAACUCUUUUUUUUUCUGACUGCAGAAAUAAAGUUGUCCAUCUAUCACAACGUCACUCGAGUGCAUGAAUCAUCUGACUGUGCUUUCUGUCUUUAUUGUUUUAGAAAACUCACUCUGGUCAAAGAGAUGCUGGCUGGAUGUGGGGCAGGAACAUGCCAGGUGAGUGAGUGAGAUUUUGCUUUAGAUGCAUCCUCCUGUUUUCCAUCUGGAGCUGCUGCCAUUAGCGCUGCCUGUGUCAGCUAACACACAAACCAUCUUGGACCUCGCUUCAUUUGUCACCGCCUGUGGACAGACUCAGCCAAACCUUGUUUUAAAUGUCUGUAAAUUUCCCCCUUCAAUUACAUUUUAAUAUGUGCUCCGCCAAAAAUGAUUUCUAAUCAGUGAAAUAUUGUCCUGUUAAAUAGAUUAAAGGGUAUAGAUGGACUUUCAGCUGGAUUUGAUUGAUCAGAUAAGGUGCUGUGAAAGUGCCAGGCCAUGUGCAUUAAGUGAUCGAGCCAGAGGGAAAUGCUUCUUGUCAAUGGGGGCAAAGGCUUUGAGGCCAAGGAACGUGAUUAGUUUAAGUGUAGCAGACUUUGGAUUAAGAUUGUGGCUGAGAACACGGCCAUCUCACCCUUAAUCCUGUUAACUAGUUACUACUGUGCGGAUCGCAGAGGCAAACGAGAGGUGACAGAUAGCUAAUGGAUGCUAGUAGAUAUACUCUAAACUCACCUCUCGCCUUACAUGCUCAGGACUAAUCAAUCCUAACCUCCUUAUUUUUUUUUUGCCUGCCUUCACAUGGAUGAUAAUAAGUUGCUUUGUACAUAGUGUGCAUAUCCUGUUCUGUAUCUGACACACCAAUUCUAUCUUGUUGUAGGUUAUUGUCACGACUCCUAUGGAGAUGUUGAAAAUCCAGCUCCAAGAUGCUGGACGCAUAGGUAAGAGGAAAUAAAAUCCAGAUGGUGUUUCAGAAAACACUGAAGGGCAGUGUAAGAAAGAAACUAGAGUGACUGUUCCCUCUAGUGGUCAUGCCAGGGAUUACAAUAUCUUAAUUUUGGUUUCCUUUUACUGUUUAUUCAAAAUGUCUGCAUGCAUAGAUGCUUCUCACUCUGUUUUAUUCUUUUAGCCUUAUUUGUUUACGUUUUUAUUAACAUUAAUAUUAUGUUGCUCUUGCUCCACAGCGGCUCAGAGGAAGCUAAUGCCAGAGACGGUGGCAGCAGGUACUGUGGAGACCAAGUCCCCAACAGCCAUGCAGCUGACUAGAGAGCUACUGCGAGAGAAGGGCAUUGCUGGGCUGUAUAAAGGCCUUGGAGCAACACUGCUCAGGUACAACCUGUCUUUAAACAGGUUAUAGAUCAUAACUUUAAUUUGUGUUUGCAGAUUAAUCUGUGUAUGAAAAUGUAGAAACUGCACACAGGGGUCUGAUUUUAGGAGGCAAAGUGUUAUGCAUGUAGUGCUGUUGGUGUUACCCGGUCAUGAAUCAGGGGCGGGCUCUAGAAAGCAGAUAAGUGCAAACCCUGAGGGUGUUGACCUUGAAAUGAGGGAAGCCCUUAGAGAGAAGAAGCUAACUCAAACUGAAGAAGGAGGGGUAACUCUCUAGAGGGAGGUGUAACUUAAACUCUGAGUUAUUUACUAUGGUAAAGCAGUUACUAUGGUAACUGAGUCUGUGAAACUAACCUGGUCAAGAGCAGGUUUUCUGAAUUUCUCUCAGUGUCCUGACAUCAUACAUGCAUAUCGCAUACAUGAUUAAGUGUUCAGUGUCCAGUGUCCAGCACUGGAUCACACCAGCAAUGUGUGAGCUCAAAUGUAGCCAAGUCUGAAUGCAGUUUCUAAUCUGCGACGGAUUAGGAGUGGAGUUUCAACAUACGCGUAAAUCACAUCUUAAUUCUUACACCUUGUUGAGCUUUUCACUGACUGGUUAGAUGGAGUCAAAACAUUCUGUGGCUUUGUUUGUGUAGGUUUGGAUGUUACUUAAAAUACAGCUUACACACAGCACAGGCCAUAAGCAUUUUGGUAUCAUCUGUGAGGCAUACAAGGUGAUAUAAAACCUACUCUUCCAACAUGACAUUUUAUUUUGUAAAGGAUUUUCUGAUCCUGGUUGGAUGUUUUAUCAUUUCCAGAUACUUUGUAGUGUCAUAGUUUUCUUCACAGUCUAAUGUUAUAUUUACAUGAACACAUCAGGCCUCACCAAUAUCACCCAUUCUGGACGUAAUCUUUCACAGCAAACUUAGCUGCUUUUAAAUUUGCUUUGCUCUGCAGGGAUUGUAUCGAAGUAAAAAUUGAUUUUAGUUGCGGGAUCUUUGCACCUGUAAUACACAAGUUCUAACCCGUAAUAUAAGUGUGAUUAAACAGGAAAUAAUGAUUGCAUUUAGAAAAUUUACAUACUUGACUCAAAGGAUUUUUUUCCCACACUGUUUCUGAAAAAACGGAAAUCAACACUGUCUUUUUUCUUCAGGGAUGUUCCUUUCUCCAUCAUCUACUUCCCCCUCUUCGCCAAUCUGAAUAACCUGGGCAAACGGGGUGUCGAGGGCCCCGCUCCUUUCUACGUGUCGUUCAUAUCAGGCUGCCUUGCGGGAAGCACAGCGGCUGUUGCUGUCAACCCCGUUGAUGGUAGGCAAUGACACUUUGAACAUUGUUACUGCCAUGUCUGCACCAUUAGUCACUGUUUUAUAUUCACCUGAGCUCUGUGUGUUUCAGUGAUAAAGACUAGACUGCAGUCUCUGAACCGAGGAAGCACAGAAGACACCUACAGUGGAGUGACUGACUGUAUCAGGUGACCUUAUUAUGUCCUUACUGCUGCAGUGCGUGUGGUGCUGUGUGUGUGUGUGUGACCAAGGCUGGAUGUAUGUCAUUAAACUCAAUCUUGUAUAAUAAGUCAGCGUGUCUUUUACACAAAGGACAAGAAAAGAACUACGACUGAAUUUACAAGAAACUGCUCUGAUGUGCUCAUAAGACACACUUGUGCUGAAAAUGUACCGUAUUUAACUAUUGUGUUGUUUUAUUGCUGCUACAAUAAGCUUUAAUUUUGCCCUCCAGGAAAAUCUUGCGUAACGAGGGUCCGUCAGCCUUCCUCAAAGGAGCCUACUGUCGAGCCUUGGUCAUCGCACCCCUGUUUGGCAUCGCCCAGGUGGUCUACUUCCUGGGAGUGGGUGAAUUCCUUCUCAGCUUCUUGCCUAAAAGAAACAACUAAGAAGAACCUCCUCUCUGCCUUUCCCUCCUGUAAUGCAUCAAAAACAACUGCGUGAGGAUUCAUCUCGUUUUAAAAAUUGUGGACGGGUCCAAGCACGACUCAAUUCGUACAUUUCAUUUUAAAUUUGUUGUGUUGAAUGUUGAAAUAGUUUAGGAUGGAGCCUUCGUUUUAUUUUGCCAAGCUGCCUAUGGUGGCACACAAAAUUCCAGUAGGCACACUAAGCUAGCACUCUGGAAAUGAAGCCACAAAUAUCAGAUGACGUUUUUAAACAAGAUUGCUUUACGACUAGAACUUCUUUGUUUUAUUUUUGCAGUUAUGAAGAUGAUUGUGGAAUUGUUGAAGUAGAUGUACUGCCCUUGGUUGCUGCAGUUCUGCAAUCCCUACCUAAUUUUACAUCAGCCUCUGGAAAACAAUAGUUAUCUAGCAAAAUUAUAUGCACAUACUGAUGAUCGAGAACACUAGACAGGGUAGAAUACAGUAGAAAAACGUUCCUCCAGACCUUAUGUCUUAAAACCCAUUAUACUUGGAAUUGGAGUGAAAUAUCUAUGCCUGUAGUCAAACAAAGACCCGGGGAAUGUGUUGAUUUGCUACCAGCACUUUUCCUAUGAAAGCUCCUGAGUAACCACAUCCCUCCUGUAAGUGGUUGUAAUGAGCUAUGAUUGCCUUGGCUUUUAAAGGAGAUCAGGUUCCAUCUGAUAUUUGAUGCUCCCACAAUGGUUUGGCUGUUCUGCCUUUGUGAAAGGUAUCUCCUGUUUCCAGAUUAUGCAGUCCAGUGCAGAGACGAGGCUCCACAUUUGGUUGAUGUGCACCAGAAAAUUACUUGAAUGCAUUUCCUACUUUGACACAGGCUCAUUCAAAAGCUGCUUCUAAGCAUCUGUCUGUGGUAAAGUGUUUUUACUUGUGGUCCUAUCCCAAUCAGUGAUGUCACAGCGGGGGUGUUUUAUUACUAGCAAAUGAUUGCCGUUAAAAAAUGAUGGUGAUCACCCGCUGUGACAUGAGUGAUUGGAUUGCUAGCUGAUAGGACAUCCUCGCUCCCUGUAAGAAUCUGACAAUGAUUCAUUGACCUUUAUGAGGACGAUCUGCAUGUGAGUGCAGCGAAAAAUCUAAUCCAGAUCAAAAAUUUUAAUUAGGACUUGAAAAAAAAUCUGCGGUGUGCUCUAUAUUGGCUGAAAUUCAUUUCAAAGGGUGCCAGAAUAUCAAUCGAGCCUCACAAGUACAGUCAACCAUUGUGAAGUUAUUUAGAUUUUAACUGGAGCAGCACCCCUCUCAGAUCCACACGUAAUUAUUAUUGUUUACAGAUGAAUUCAGCUCACUUUUGUUUUUUCCAAACUUGAAGUCAGUGGCAGGACCCCAAAGAGCUAAUGAAAAACUUUACUUUAUCAGAAAAUUAAACCAACGUGGUUUCAGUGUUCUGUACGUUUUUACCAAACGUCUUUGAUCGUUCGCUUUAGGUUUUGUUUGCUUUAAGCUGCCGUGGAAAGCAGCCUUGUCCUAUCUUGUUUGUGCAUCACAACACUGAAGCCCUGCCAUUGGUUUAUCUCACCGGAGAUCAAGGUGACUUUGACGUGAAUUAUCCAAUCACAUUCCUUCCUCGCUCCCACUGUUCAAAGCAGCUCGUCAAUUGUACUGUUGCACUGUAGAUACGCAAUGCAACUUUUCAUUGUGUGGGAGUGAGAUCUAUUUAUCAAUAUUCCUUUCUAUAGGCGGUAUAGCACUAUGUAUUUCUCUGUGUUGUUUAUUUCUGUGUCAAAGUGUCCACCUUAUCUAUAUUGUACAUAUGCAGAUGAUAUGAACUUUUAUGUUGUAGGAUUUAUUGUAUGUUUUGUACAUGAUGGCUUAUUUGCACACCUACCUCUUCAGCUCCCCCCCUCUCAGUCCAUAUCGUAGUGAUUUUAUGUUAUGAUGAUGUGGACAUAUCAAAUGAAGGAGUGUGUUUUAAUACAGCAAGCAUCAUUCGGACUUAAAUGCAGUGUAUGUGAAGAGUUUUUUUACUGUAUGCAAAGGGGAACAGUGUAGGUCUAGAUGUUUCUUUUUCAGCGGUCCCCUAAGCAAUGGGUAAAGUUUGAUCCGCCCUUCUGCUGCAGUUCUAUCAACUUGGACCACAUGAGCUGUCACAUAAAGAUGAUAGAAAUGUAGCCUGUUUCAAGUGAGUGACCUGUGGCUCUACUUCUACAUCUCUGGAAAUAAAAUCCACCCAGGAGAGGGCCAGUAGGGACUUGCCUGUAACUCAUCAGUCUAUUUGAAUGGUGCUUCUUAAAUGUGGUAGCUGCAAUAUGAAGGCAGCGGCACUAACAGCUGAGGCUGUGCCGACUAAGUCACAUGCUAGUGAAUCUCUCAGCGUUAUCCAAGUCUUAACCGAAAGCCAUAGGUCAGGGAGGGACAUCAGAGCUGCCAGACAUCGACAGGCACCUCCAGCCAUGUUGGUGGAUGACAGCUGAGCCACAGGAAAUGGGAAAAAAAAACUUGCCUGCUCCUGUGAGCUCAUCUGGAUAAAUCACUGUCAUAGUUUUUCAACAUUCCGAUUGCCAGUUCAUCUCAUAUUCAAUGUCAUUGUGAUUACUAUGCCUGUAUUUGUGUUGUUGAGAUUAUUGAUGUGGAUAUUUGAACCACCCCCGCCUCUACUCUUCCCUCUUGUUUUCUGAUUUUAUCCUCUUUUAUUCUGUUGAAUCUUAAAAUGUUGUGCAAGUCGUUUUGUUUUACCCACAGCUGUGAAUUUCCGUUGACCUUGUGCGUUUGGUUCUGUUUGUGUGUGUGCGUGUCUGACUGUGUAGUGCUGUAGUUGAUGUGUAGUUGUUAGUGUGACACUGCGGUAUUUUUCUCUUUGAUUGUCAGACCAAUGCUCUCUCCCCUCUCUCCUUCUAUCUGCCACCCCCUCUCCCCUCACAGCCAGGGAGGGCAGGUGAAUGCAGAGGAGCUCGGGAACACCAAAUGUAUGACUUAGAGUGUAUACAAUCAAAGAAAGCACAAAUGACUAUUAUUAGGCACAAGAGACACACUUUGGGUACACUCAGACAAAAUCCUUAGAAAUCAAUGGUUGCUUUUGCAAGAUGUGGAUUUCAGUCUGAUUUACGUCAGUGGAGAUGUGGAUUGAGAUGAACUUUUGAAGUUCAUCUGUCUGUAAAACUUGACACAUAGGGCUGAGUCCACAGGAUGAGAGUGUCUGCUAUGUUAUCCACAAAAUGUACAUUGCCUACAUAUAUGAAUCAGAUAUAAGAAUGUAACUUAGAUAUUAUGUAUUAUAAUUAUAGUGAAGAGUUUAUUAUAACAUUUUAAUCUAGAGAUUUGUGCUUUACAUAUUCACAAAGAAAAAAAAAAUCCUACAUGUGAACCAGCCCACUGGUAUGCAAUAAGUUGAAAUCACACACAGGCACAGGCACAGACACAGACACACACACGGUAGACAAAGGAGAAUUACAAAUGACGUCACAACCUGUCAAUCACACAAUGUAUGAUGCAAACAGGGACCCUGGAGGCCUUCUGGGGUCUGAGCUCUCGUCACGGCCUCUGUUGUCAUCCUCCAAGAGGAACUGUGCAUUAUAGCACUUUAAAAACAAGGACCCCCACCUCCCACUGUCCAACUACAAAGUCUCUCUUUGCGACAAAGAGGGUGUUUAUGGAUUUAUGUCGUUAGUGACACAGUCGUCCUAGACAUUAUUUACAAUGUAAUGGAAAAAAAAAUGAAAUAUUGUGUUUCUGUCACAAUUUGCUGUUCAAUAAACUGACUGUCCUCAAGUCUCCCGUUGUGGUCUGUGAUGCAGGUUACGUUUUGUUUCGUUUCAAGCUCCAGUAACUCAGCUGAUUUUCUGUUUUUUAUUUUUGUUCUUUGUGAUGCCACUGUGAAAACCAAGCAGCAGGGUGAGGCUUUUGAAGAGCGUUAGGAUGACAUAGUAGCUCCUCGGGGCACAGGAGAGCAGCUGAGACUGUUAUGUUGUGAUGAUUUGCUGCCUCGUGCAGCCACCAGGUGUCAGCAUGGGGUCACGGUGGAGCUUCAGUUCAGCCUGUGGUGGGAGUGGGAGCAUCGUGAAACUACUCACUACAGGUGUAUGCUGAGCCUGGGCGGUGUGGCAGUAAAUCACACGCUCUGAUCUGACUCUGGCUUGUUAUCUCACACUCAGUUAUGCUAUUCCAUACCUUUUGCAGCUGAUGCACAUUUUCCUGCCGCGCCUGAUCUGUGCGGUUUGACUCGAUAAACAGGGUGUUUAUAAGUUGCACAAUAACAAUAUGGAAAUGUGCUUUCUGGUGGAUUUGUCCGCCUGCUCCAGGUUUAUAAAGCCCCUCUUUGAUUCCUGUACUGUUCUGCUGAACUGAUGUUAUGACAGGGCUUUCUUUAUUCAUUAUAAAUCUCCUGCUGUUUGCCAUGUUUU